This is a messenger RNA of Lodderomyces margitis, 1635 nucleotides long. RefSeq lists its product as uncharacterized. The record is from RefSeq and is a predicted model, not a curated record. The transcript has a single exon. Bases 1 to 1635 code for a protein of 544 amino acids. NCBI's taxonomy places the organism in Eukaryota, Fungi, Ascomycota, Pichiomycetes, Serinales, Debaryomycetaceae.
AUGUCAUCUCCAUCCAACACAAAGCUUGGACCGGAACAACUAAGGCCAUAUUACGAUCAUGACAGCUUUGAUGCUGGCUAUUCAGUCAUUUUCAAGAAGGGUGUGGGAUUAAUCGACCCAAAGACAAGUAAACCCAUAACAGCAAACUUGUCAUCGAAUAUAAUUGAGAAGCAAGUGAAUGGAAACAAUUUCGGUUCAUCACCUGGACUAAUACGGAGAGCAUUCGAUAGACAAGGAGGUGUGGGAAUACAGACGAAUAAAGUUGCUGGUGAUAAGAAUUUUAUUUACGAUUUGGAAUUCAGCGAGUAUUUUGAUGUCAAUAAUAUGCUUGAGUUGUUGAAGAAUUUAUUUUGGACUUUAUUCAAGGAUUAUGUCAAGGUGCUAGCUGCCCAGCCCUUGGAAAUUACUCGAUUGGUUUUACAAGUUGGUAAAUUUAACUUUAAUGGUAAGAAGAAGGAGGAGAAGCUGAAGAGGUUGUUAGAUCUGAGCCAAUCCUUAUCUUCAUCUAGCGCUUCAUUGAAGAGUGCAACUGGAGAGCUUGAACUGUCGACUCAUCAACAGCUUGGAUUUGUCGACGAAGAAGAACCGAUCGAUUAUUUUCAGUCGCAAAGUGAUCUGCAAGUGUGGGCCAAUCCAAACACCACCUACGAGCCAGCAACGCCUGCCCCACCGGCUACUGACAAGUUUGUACCACCACCACUCAAGCGAUUGAGUACUAAGAAAAGGCUUCGUGUGUACAAGAUACAACCAAAGUCAUUGCACACGAUGGAAAUCAUGUCCGCAAUUGCUAGUAAGGACUCCUUUUUGGGGUUGUUUAGAGGAAUCAAUGCGUCCUAUCUUUACCAGGUAUUGUCCCACAUGAUUGAAGCUUAUAUAACUGGAUUUGUUUCGCCAUUCUUGGGUAUCCCAGAUCCGUUCUUUCUUGAUUUGACUCAUUCGAACGAUCCUUUUAAAUCGUUGUGGUUGUCUGUUUCAGCAUGUGUGUUAACUGGAUUGGUAAUGAUGCCAUUGGAUUUGAUACGAGUCAAGUUUAUGAUUACCCAGCCAACUUCCAUUGCUUUGACUAAUAAUGGCAACAACGAAGACCCUAUGCAGAUUGUCGCCGAAGAAGUUGUGCAAAACACGAGAUCAUUUAGAGAAUCAAUCAGAAAUUUCCCCACGUAUUAUUUGAAACACCCACCCACGCCAAUCAUUUUCUUCACAACCAUGUACCAAUUGUCAACCACUGUGUUUAGGAAAAUGGCACCAUAUUUGCUAUAUAUCAAGUUUAACAUUGAUGCUUACUCGUCACCAACUAUAUAUACUUUCGUCAACUUGCUUUCACUGAUUGGUGAGUUCUUUGUCAAGUUGCCGGUUGAGAACUUGUUGCGUAAAGAGCAAGUUCGUUUCUUGUUGGAACCAAAAGUUCACGAUAAGAAAAAGGUAAUUACUAUUGUGAAACCUGAAGAGAAUAUGAUUGUUGAGUUUAAUGGAGCUACCUCUGCACCAGACGGUGAGGACCUCACUGCAUGGCAAAAAGUAAAACAGUUGGGAUUGUUUAAUGGUUGGAGAGUUGGUUUGUUGAAUGUAGUUGGAUUUUGGGGUUACAACAUUUUCAAAAACAGCAGUAAUGCAUUGAAAGAGGAAAGAUUAUAG